AUUUUGUCGUGAAAAUAAAUACUCUUCAGAUUACAUAAUUUAGAGAUCAAUUUUUGGCGCGAAUUUGUACGUGGAAGGACACUACUAAGCGCUUCGGUAGUAUAACGUUAAAUCCCUUCAGCGCCCCACCCACUGCCUUUCCGCACCGCAUGGUCUUGUGAUAUGGGGGUUAGCGAAUUUAUGUUGUUUUAACAAACUAUUUCUUACGUAUUCAUAUUUUUUUGUCAGCUACAGUUCGUCGACGACGGGGUUUUGCCUACAUUCACUUGGGUCACUGAAGAAAAAGGCUUCUGUAAACAUGCUGCCGAGUCGUUCACCGCCACAUGACUGGCUUGUCGAGUCGGAACCGCUGCUGUUCGACGACGAGUUCUGUCAGAGCUUAAUCAAGGACCUGCAGUAUGGACCCCCGCCGCCACAGUCACCGCCGGCAGGCCUUGGCAAGUCCUUAUCCAACGUGGAUCAGCUCGAGUUGGUAUCGGAGCUCUUGCUCGAGGACAGCGACUUUUUGCACUGGAACUGGAACAGUGACCCCGCCGAUGAGCGGCUGAGGUGUUCCGUCUCAGACGACUGCUUGUGGCCAUGCGUCGCGGAGAAAUUGGCUGAAGAGAAAAUGUCCGUCCUUUCCACGAGUCCUCUGCUUUCGGAUAUUGAUACAGAGAUCUUUGCCGAGAUUGUCGGUUCCACGCUGGAUUGUGGCGGCGCUGCGGCCACGUGUGAGGAUCUAAUGCAGAGCGAUAACUUGAUCCUGAACUCUCCCGAGUUGAGCGAGACCUCCGAUUAUGGCUCCUUGUCCGCGGCCGGAGAAUCAUCCAGCGAUUCUGAGGAAGAGAUUGAUGUAGUGACAGUUCGCCGCUGCAACACAUUCACUCGCUCGCAGCAGCAGAGAGACGACAGUAAACGUGAGCAGAAGCGGGCUCUCAAACGCUGUCACCUGGAGAUCCAGCAGCAACACAACUAUGCUGCUCCUCGCCCAGCCUCACCCCCACCGCCUUCAACAUGUCUAAAACGUGUCCGGGGAAAUACAAGACAUUUCACCUCCCGUCACGCCUACGACCUGGAGGACGAUGAGGAGCGCCGUAGGACUCAUAACGUUAUGGAACGGCAACGGCGCAAUGAGUUGAAGAACUGCUUCCAGCGGCUGCGUGACCACGUGCCAGAACUGUCUAACAAUGACAAAGCAUCCAAGGUGAUGAUACUGAAACGAGCUAAGGAGAGCAUCCGCAAUCUGGAAACAGACGGACAGAGACUCAGUAAAAAGAGAGACAGACAGAGAGAGAAACAGGAACAGCUCAAGGCCAGAUUAGAGCUGCUCAAAACACUUUGAAUUUUCUGAAGAAUGUUUUUGGGGAAAAAUACAGCUGGAGUUUGUGGAAUGGCCUAGCAUUGACUGACUGUCAAGAGUUGCUGCACCUGAGCAAUGGCAGCACUAUUUACUGAGAGUUCAUCACUAAGGAGAUGGCUGGAUUUUUUUAUUUUUAUUUUUCCCUUCCUUUUGGAAAUGUGCAUCUUCAAUGCAAAAGUUGUUCUCAGAGUAGUUUUUUUAUCGUAUGCCAAAAUUAUUAGUCUUAAAAUGAGGAAAAAUUGUAUUUUCUAUACAAUUUUGUUAUUUACCAUUUGUCAGCCUAAACUAUCAUUAAUCUGUAUAAAUUGUCACCUUUACUAAUCAUUGAACAUUUUGCGACCCCUCCCCCCUACACACACACCCUGUCAUUGUAAAUGACCAUGUGCUACUGAGGUGUGAUUUUGGGCUGGAUCCAAAAAUGUUAGAUUUCUGGGGAUGAAUGUAAUUGUCUGUACAUGAUUGUAUGGUCUAGGCAUUUAUGUACUGGAAUGACAAGACCAGUUGGUUGACAUUUGCAUUAUCAUUCAUAGUUUGGCGUGUCAUUCAGAAAAUGAGUUCUUAUUUGAAUCUCAUUUUCUUGUGUGUCGGUUAUAGUAUUUUUAUUCCUUCUCUUAUCUACCUCUACCAAGGAGACUGGGAGUAUUACAAUUAUUGCCUUUAUAAUGGCAACUGUAGAAUUUAUGUAUUUUUCUCACCUUCCUAAUUACAUAUGAUAAAUUAUUUAGGUGGUAUUUUGUUUGCAAAUUUGAAGGUUUGUUGUUUUUAGUAGCACUUUUUAUACUUCUAUUAAACAGUAGACAAUA
Molecule: messenger RNA, 2145 nt
Organism: Hemibagrus wyckioides
Lineage: Eukaryota; Metazoa; Chordata; Actinopteri; Siluriformes; Bagridae
Gene: mych
Product: myelocytomatosis oncogene homolog
Exons: 3
Coding region: 299-1324 (341 amino acids)
Biological process (GO): regulation of transcription by RNA polymerase II; positive regulation of cell population proliferation
Molecular function (GO): protein dimerization activity; RNA polymerase II cis-regulatory region sequence-specific DNA binding; DNA-binding transcription factor activity, RNA polymerase II-specific
Source: RefSeq, a predicted model, not a curated record